GACUGCCUCCUGUCACAUGCAGGCUGCUAGAGCUACUGAGGGUAUAAAUUGAUUUGUGCAUUCAGCCCAGCCAGAUCCAACAUGAAGACAGCCACAGUCUUGGUUCUGGUGGCUUUGAUCACCAUAGUGAUGGACAUGACCUAUGCUCUGCCUUCUACCAAAGGAUUACAGAAAUCUGGAGCUUGCCCCGAGUUGCUGCCAAACACUGCUGGAAUUUGUGUUGAGGGAUGCUCUGGAGAUGAAAUGUGCCCUGGGAAAAUGAAGUGCUGCAGCAAUGGGUGUGGUCAUGUCUGCAAAUCUCCCAUCUUCAAAGAUGUGCAGGGGCGGCAAGUGGAGGUUCCGCCGAGAUAUGGAAAGUGAGGAAUCGUGGACUGGGUCACUCUG
Messenger RNA from Phodopus roborovskii (desert hamster), 384 nucleotides. Its product is annotated as WAP four-disulfide core domain protein 18. The transcript has 3 exons. The coding region runs from base 82 to 360 and encodes 92 amino acids. Gene Ontology annotation, cellular component: extracellular region. Gene Ontology annotation, biological process: antibacterial humoral response; innate immune response. The record is from RefSeq and is a predicted model, not a curated record. Gene Ontology annotation, molecular function: peptidase inhibitor activity. Lineage: Eukaryota; Metazoa; Chordata; Mammalia; Rodentia; Cricetidae.